AUUUGUGCAACAAAGAUUUUCCAAAAGAUGUGUAAAAUUUAAAAAGAAGUAUUUUUUUUUUAAGCAGCAGCAGGCAGCACGCGUCAGGCUAGCGCUAAAAAGAAGUGAAGCAAACAAGCGGAAGCAGGCGCUGAAAGUAAAAAUAUAGAAAUUCUUAAAGCUAAGUAAAUUUUUUGAAAAGCGCUUGAGCGGCUUUGCAGUCGAGCAGUAGAAACGCGCGGCCUAGAGCAACAUUCCGAGGGCUCUGAUUUUGAUUUAAGAAGGAGAACAAAUUUUUGUGGUCUAAGGUGGCACUGAAAGUUUGCGCCCUCCUGCUCCAAGCUGCUCCGUGAAUUUGCUAGUGCGGCGCGCCUAAUUUUGUUUUAGCGCUUUUUGCCUACGCUGUUGCUAGAAACGUGUAAUGUAAUGAGAUACGACGUUCAAGAGUUGCUUCAUCAGUCUGCUGAGGAUCCAUUCGCUCGAUUCGCAAAUGGGAUGGCAUAUCAUCCAUUUCUGCAGCUCUCCCGACCCACUGACUUCAGCGUGUCGUCGCUGUUGACGGCCGGCACGCAACAAGCACAACAGGCUAGCACCGCUACCGCUACCGCCGCCGCUGCAGCAGCCGCAGCCGCAGCAGCCGCCGCGGCAGCUGGUGAUUUGAGCACUGGUGGCGGAGGUGGUAACGCGAAUACCGUAUUGAGUGCGGCUACCUCACCCGCACAGCCACAUCAAGCGCAUCAGCAACAGCAAUCGCCAAAUACACCCACAAGCGCUGCGGCAUUAUUGCAACAACAGCAAUUGCAAUUGCAACAGCAGCAGCAUCAUCAGCAACAACAGUUACUUUGCGGUGUUGGUCAAGCCUCACCGGUUGGUGGUCAACAGCCGCCACUGUUAUCGCCUGGCAGCAAUAAUAAUAACAACAAUAGUAGUAGCAAUAGUAUCGGCAGCAAGUCGAGUAGCAAUAGUAACAACAAUAACCGCCACACGCCCACCAACACCUCCAACACAAAUAACAACAACAACGAUCCUCAGAGCAGCAACAAUAAUUUGUCGUCGCACGCGCACGCGCACGCGCAUCCACAGCCACAGCAACAGCAACAACAACAGUCACUAGCUCAUCCAGCGUCACAUUUAACCUCGCCACAUUUGUCGCCGCAUCAGCAGGCGCCACCACCGCCACUGCCGCACGCGACGCAUCCGCACGCCCAUCCCGCACAACCGCCAGCGCCGCACCAGCAUCCGCAUCACUCGCCGGUGCCGGGCCAUCACGCUUUGGGACCACACCUGCCGCAACAGCCGUACUUUCCAGCGGCCGCGUUAGCAGCGCUCGCCGGCAGUCCAGCGGGUCCACAUCACGGUCUCUAUCCCGCCGGUCUGCGUUUCCCGCCACAUCAUCCGCACGCCCAUCAUCCGUUGGGCACACCCUACACCACCGCCGAGGACGUGGUGCUCGCAUCGGCUGUGGCGCAUCAAUUGCAUCCGGCGAUGAGACCGUUGCGUGCGCUACAACCGGAGGACGAUGGCGUCGUCGACGAUCCGAAAGUGACGCUGGAGGGCAAGGAUCUGUGGGAAAAGUUUCACAAGCUGGGCACGGAAAUGGUGAUCACCAAGAGUGGACGGCAAAUGUUUCCUCAAAUGAAAUUUCGCGUAUCGGGCCUGGACGCCAAGGCGAAAUAUAUUUUGCUCUUGGACAUAGUCGCUGCGGACGAUUACCGUUACAAGUUUCAUAAUAGCCGUUGGAUGAUCGCCGGCAAAGCGGAUCCAGAAAUGCCAAAACGCAUGUACAUCCACCCCGAUUCGCCAACAACCGGCGAACAGUGGAUGCAGAAGGUCGUCUCAUUUCACAAAUUAAAAUUGACCAACAAUAUUAGUGAUAAACAUGGAUUUGUAAGUACUACGAUACUCAAUUCAAUGCAUAAAUACCAGCCACGUUUCCAUUUGGUGCGAGCCAAUGAUAUACUCAAGCUGCCGUACUCGACAUUUCGGACGUAUGUUUUCAAGGAGACCGAAUUUAUAGCCGUUACAGCAUAUCAAAAUGAGAAGAUUACUCAAUUAAAAAUCGAUAACAAUCCCUUUGCGAAGGGCUUUCGUGAUACCGGCGCUGGCAAGCGGGAAAAGAAUUGUUACAGGCAGGCGCUCAUGUCGAAUCGCGGGUCCGAUUCGGACAAACUAAAUCCAACACAUGUUAGCAGCUCACGUGCGCCGCUGCAUUUGGGCCAUACCGGGCGACCACCGCAUCAUCUGCAUUCGCAUGCGGCGCUACACGACAAUCAGGCGGACGACGAGGAUAAGCUAUUGGACGUGGUCGGACCGCCGCAGAGUCCACUAUUGCCUUUGAGUCAUUCGUUGCAGCAGAUGCAUGCGCAUCAGCAAUCCGCCCUUGCAGCCUGGUUCAACCACUUGGCCGGUGCCGGCGAUCAUGCGAACGAAGAAGCUCUACGUCGUCGCCUACAAUCGGACGAUAUCGAACGUGAUGGCAGCGAUUCCAGCUGUUCGGAGAGUGUGGGCGGCAGCACGGGUGGCGCCUUUCGACCCACCUCCUCGGGCAGUCCGAAAGAGAGUGCCGCUGGCGGCUUGAAUGCUGCUGGCGCCUACCCAUCACCGAACAUCUCAGUGGGCCCACCGAUACACCCGUCGCCGCACUUAUUGCCUUACCUCUAUCCGCAUGGCCUCUACCCGCCACCACAUCUUGGACUGCUGCAUAAUCCGGCAGCUGCGGCGGCCGCCAUGAAUCCGGCCAGCCUCAAUCCGGGCUUGCUGUUCAAUGCGCAACUGGCGCUCGCCGCUCAACAUCCCGCCUUAUUUGGACACUACUCAGGACACACGCCCGUCUCGCCGCUGCAGGGACUCAAGGGACAUCGCUUUUCACCGUACAGCCUACCUGGCAGUUUGGGUUCUGCAUUCGAUGCUGUUACGCCUGGUUCGAAUGCGAAUCGUGGCGGACCGCCGGGUGCGGGUGAUGCCUCAGCGCUGGGGCCUGGCAGCAGCGGACCCGGUAGUAGUGUAGAAAAUGGACCACGCAGUCUAAGCUCCAGUCCACGACCACGUGCCUCAUCCAAUUCGCCACCAACGCGACCCAUUUCCAUGUCGCCGACGACGCCACCAUCGCUGUUGAAGCGUCAAAAUUCACCCUCAGAGCUGAAGAGUAUCGAGAAAAUGGUCAAUGGACUGGAAGUGCAACACAAUGGUAGCGGUGGUGGUGCUGGCGUGGGCAUGGGCAUUGGCAUCGGUGCGCUGGUGAGUGGCGCCUUGGAGGAGCUGCAACGCAAGACGCCAACACAAGUGGAUCAGUGACAUUUGUUUGAUCGAGACGAUAACGACCGUUCGUCCGUCAUCGAUCUCGACGAUGUGUGACCGCAAGAGCAGGUUUUCCUGUUACUUUAGUGGGCCUGCUGCACUGGUGGAGCCUAUGCGGUGAUUAACGCGGCGAUGAAGAAGAUAAGAAAUAUGGGCAGCUAUUACGUAUGCUAAUUGCUUAUGGUGUAACACAGCUACGAACUACUAGCACUGCUGGAGACAGACAGAGCAUGGCUCAACGCCAGCGCACAUUGUCUUGUCGUGUAUAUACAAAAAAGUACACAGCUAGUUUAAGUAGUAUGUUAAAUAUGCUUAAAUGGAUUUUUUAAUGUUUUGAAAGCAAAAAAAAUCUAUGCUCCACGCAUGAUCCACGUGAAUUAUUAGGAUUUUUUUUUAACAAAAUUGUGGCAGCAAUGCUAGUACAAAUGCGCCGUUUUAUAACCAAACUCAGCUUUAGUGAAAAAUCGGCAUUUGAAUUUAGGUUUCAAAAAAAUAUGAAAGAAUGUUUU
This is a messenger RNA of Rhagoletis zephyria (snowberry fruit fly), 3785 nucleotides long. Its product is annotated as optomotor-blind protein-like. Gene Ontology annotation, biological process: positive regulation of DNA-templated transcription; cell fate specification; regulation of transcription by RNA polymerase II. Gene Ontology annotation, molecular function: RNA polymerase II cis-regulatory region sequence-specific DNA binding; DNA-binding transcription factor activity, RNA polymerase II-specific. The record is from RefSeq and is a predicted model, not a curated record. NCBI's taxonomy places the organism in Eukaryota, Metazoa, Arthropoda, Insecta, Diptera, Tephritidae. Gene Ontology annotation, cellular component: nucleus; chromatin.